AUGUUUGUAUCCAGAAGCGUUCAUGCUAAUCAUGCCGACCUUAUUCAUGAUGUGGCCUACGAUUUCUACGGUCGACGUAUGGCAACUUGUAGUAGUGAUCAAAUGAUUAAAAUUUGGGAUCUAAAAGACAAUGGCGAAUGGGUGUGCACUGCUUCUUGGCGAUGCCACCUAGGAUCCGCAUGGCGUGUCAGUUGGGCGCACCCUGAAUUUGGCCAGGUCAUCGCUACUUGUUCAUUUGAUCGUACAAUAGCAGUAUGGGAGGAAAUUACAGGCACCCAGUCAACCAGUGGUGGUGGUGAUAACGAUGGAAGCACUAACCAAACUCUACUCACUUUAACAAAUAGUAUGUGUGGAGGCCAGUCAGCAAAUACAAAUUGGAUCAGACGUGCUUAUCUUGUUGAUCCACGCACUUCCGUGACUGGCUUACAGUUUGCUCCUAGGCAUUUAGGCCUUCAGUUAGCUGCGAUUUCUACAGAUGGCAUGUUGCGCAUCUAUGAAGCUCUGGAUGUUAUGAAUUUGAGUCAGUGGCGUUUACAGUUUGAUUUUGGAACUAGAAUGGCAGGAUCAUGUUUGGCCUGGUCUCAGUCUCGACUUGACCCACCAUUAAUAGCUGUUGGAAGCGCUAGUCCCAGUGAUUCAGGAUCAGGUGAUAAUUCGGAUGGUUUACAAACAACUCACUCAUUAUCCUAUUCAGCAGCAUAUUCACUGAAUCCCUUAGUUAAUAAUAAACUUGUGCUUUAUGAAUACUCUGAAGCUAGAAGACAUUGGUUUCUUGUCGAAGAUGUGCAUGCAUUAAAGGAUCCUGUUUACGAUUUGUCAUUUGCUCCACAUAUGGGUCAGUCGUAUCACACACUGGCUGUUGGAUCUAAAGAACUUUAUGUAUUACGAAUUCGUCCAUCUGGUUCCGAUCAAAGUUCUAAUUCAGUCGUGAAAAAUGACAGUUCAAGUUCAGCUACUGUAACACUGGCAAGAUCUAACGUACCUGUUCAUAGUCCCUAUGAAAUAAGAGUGAUGGCUCGUUUUGAUCAUCAUAAAGGAAGAGUUUGGCGUGUAUCAUGGAACGUAACCGGUUCUUUACUAGCAUCAUCUGGAGAUGAUGGUUGUGUACGACUUUGGCAAGCUAACUACUUGGGUGUUUGGCUUCCAGUUUGUGUUAUCAGUCCAGAUGGCAGCAGUUGCACUGCAACAUCUAAUGAACAGAAUGAUUUAUUAGAUUGUGCACUCAAGUCAUGUUUAGGUUCCAUGUUACCACAAUCAGUCUCAUCAUCUGGAUUACCUAUUCGUUUACCAAAUUUAAAUGUCCCGGUGAAGCCUAAUGAACAUGGUGAACAAACAAUCAACUCUUAUUUAUCCAAAGGAUCAUCACUUCACGCAUGUACAACCUCAUUUCAAAAGGUGUCAUCACUUUCACAUGCAAAUCAACCUGCUGCAUGGCAUUGA
Molecule: messenger RNA, 1440 nt
Organism: Heterobilharzia americana
Lineage: Eukaryota; Metazoa; Platyhelminthes; Trematoda; Strigeidida; Schistosomatidae
Source: the annotation of a GenBank genome assembly